UUUAUUUUUAUAUUUUACAUUUUCAGAUCACACUUCUUAGAUGAUAAUGUCACAAGAGCUUGAUGGACAACUAAUUAGAGGUCGCGCAGUUGCGGAAAACCUCGAUAAAGCGUAUGACCGCUGCCAAAUGGACGCCCUUCUUAAACAAAGCAACACUGACCCUUCAAAAACCGACCUUUGUCAAAUGGUUAAACAAGGGCAAACAGUUAUUCGUUGUCUUGACAAUGAGAGUUCAAGGAACGAUCUCGACACUCUCAUAAAGGAGUCCAAACAGCUGUUUGGACGACCAACCCUGAAUGGCCCAAAGGUCCAACAAAUGAUGACAAAGAAAAAAAUGACCCAGUCCAGAUUCAAAGUCAGAAGGAAAACUAAAGAGAAAUCAUGUCUUCAAAGAGGAAAACCUUCUACGUCACAUGAUGCAAGAGUCAACAAAUCAAAGGCUGGUCCAAAGGCAACAGAAUUGCUUCAAGACCAGGGUCCAGAUCAUGAGUCUCUUCUACACGAGUUACAAGACUUGCUGUCAGCUGCUUCUUCUAACCUUAAUUCUGAGAGCACACAACCAUCAGCAUCACUGCAUUGGGGUAAAAGGACAUUAGCUGCAUCAGAAAGAUGGAGGGAGGCUAGACCAUCUUUAAUCGGCAACAGACUUGCAACAGAACAUAUCGACAUGCAGAUGUGUUCAGAGUGCAAGGCAAAAGUGGCGGUGGUAAAGUGUAAAGACUGUCUGCCUAAGCAGUAUACCUGCAUUGAUUGUGACUGUGCUGUUCACCACACACAAGUACUUCACAACAGAAGCACAAUGAUUUCAGGUUUCCACAAGGCUGUACCACCAACCACAGUGGUGAAACAGGACUCUAAUGGGCAAUAUUCUCACCAUCAUGAAGAUCGACUCUUACCAAUGGCACUUCCAAAGAAUAUAUGCAAUUGUGGAGAGGACAUGUGCUGUGUUGGUGUAGGGAGGGCCAUUACUCUAGUCAACAUGAAGGGUCGCUACGACCUGUCAUUGCCCAAUCUGCACUGUCGAAAAUGCAAAGAAACAUGGAUGCCAGGUGUGUUCGAAUUGCAGAAGAGUGGCUACUGGCCUGCAACCCUGAACUUUUGCACCAUUUAUGAUGAGGAAGUCUUCAUGUCCUUUGAAGACUUGAAAAUGGCUGCUCCAGGAUUGUCUCGUUUAGCAUUCAUGCGAAUGCUUGACAUGAAGACGGUGCAUUAUGGCAGAAAUGGCACUUUAUGUGGUGAUACAUUUUUGAAGAGCUUUUUCGAAUGGUCCAUAUGCCGUUAUGAGGUUGACAAGAUCUGCAGUGAACAACAUUUCACGUGCCCAGCUUGUACCCCUCUAAUGCUGGCAGUUGCUGUGGAUGGUAAUAGAAAACUUCACCGUUUUAAAAAGGCUGGGAAUUCAGAAGGCUCUGGCUACUUCGACGGGUUGUUUCUAUGCAAAGAUGAGGAUGUUUCAUCUUUUGUUCAAUAUAUCCGUGAAAAAGUGCAACAUGUGGGAGGCAAAGGUGUUUGUGGUUCUGCAGAGUUUGCAGCUGCCAAAGAGUCUUCCAGAAAGACCAGCAGUAAACUGGAUGAGGAGGGCAUUGAAGUUGCUGUCUGUCGGCAUGGUGUUCUUUUGAGGGCACUCAAUAUGUUCAGAGGAGAGAUCUAUGCCUAUCCUUUGUACUUGCAGAAAGAACUCUGCACAGAAAAUUCAACUUUCUUUUGUGCUGACAUCAUGUGCAAAUACUGGCCAUACUUAAUUAAAGUGUGCCAGGCCUGCCCGGAACUGAGACCUCUUCUGACCAUGAAGCCAUUCCUCUCAGUUAUGCAUGCGAAAGUACAUGGCAUAAAAUGCGAGAUAAAAUGGAGUGGAAGCUUCCAAACGGGUGCUGCAUAUACCAUGGGAGAAGAAGUAGAACAAGCGAAUAGCUUUUUAUCAAGGAUUGGUAUAAGCACUAAGUUUAUGUCCAAAGGAGGACGCACAGAUUUGCUCACGUUGCAGUGUAUGGGGUGGAACAAAAUGAAGGUGCAAAAUCUGUGCCAAACUCUUUGCACAAGAUACCAAAAGACUCAGCAGAAUCUCAAAAAAGAGACUGAAAGCCUACAUGAAAUGAAAACCGAACUGGCUGUAGAUGAUGGCGUACUCCAUCAGUGGGUCACAGAUGUACAGGAGUGGGCACACACUACAACUGUUAGGGACUGUGAUGCUACAAUUCAGCCAAUAAGGAACACAAUAGAAGAAUUGUCUUUGUGCAUUAAACAACGGAAGCAUCGUCUUUACAGACACACUGCUACAAACAAAGGACGAAAUAAAAUAAGAAGAAAAAUAAACGAGGAGAGAAAGAAGCUGGCUUCUGCAGUUGAGCAGCACAAUGCCCUUGCUGACCCUUCCACUAACAUUGUGUCUGUCGAGGAGGUCCUUCAAAAUGACUAUGUUUUCCCCUGGCAGCUAACAGUGCCAGAUGAUGUCAACCUCUUAACAAAGAAGAAGGUCUUUGACAAGGUGAUGCUAAUUCGACGACUAGAGGAAGAAAAGAUCAUCCUUGUUCAAGAGGCAAAGCAGCACUGGCUUUAUCUAAGAAGUCAGGAACAAAAACUGAGCAGUUUGCUUGAUAGCAUCAUUUCAGGUGUUAACCCCUGGAAUCUUCCAGAUGAUGGGAUUCAAGGACUUCGGUGUGUGUUGCAGAGAAAAUUACAUCAGCUAAGAGCACACCAGGACACUGUUAACAUAAGUUAUCAAGCAAUAGACAGCAUCACGCAACACAUUGCUGUUGAAGAAUGUGAUUAUGGAAGCUGGCCAGAACACCUGGAAGCCCUUUACUCAAGCAGUACUGAUCAGAGCUCUGAUGAAGAUGACUAACUUCUGCUGUAGUUAUUAAUGUACAUUGCAUGUUGUCUGUCUUUCUCGCUUCAUAUGUUCUCCCAUUCUUUUUCUCCAUAUUUAUGUUUCCUUGCUCUUACUA
This is a messenger RNA of Rhinichthys klamathensis goyatoka, 2945 nucleotides long. RefSeq lists its product as uncharacterized. The record is from RefSeq and is a predicted model, not a curated record. Bases 41 to 2842 code for a protein of 933 amino acids. The transcript is spliced from 16 exons. NCBI's taxonomy places the organism in Eukaryota, Metazoa, Chordata, Actinopteri, Cypriniformes, Leuciscidae.